AUGGUGGUGUUCCACCCUCAGGGCGAAAAUCCUUUAAAUGUCUUGCUGCCGGUCAGUUUAUCUUCAGGUUCCUCUAUCAUUUUGUAUGGGUCCAACGGAUGGACGUUUCCAGAACAGGGCGUUAAUUUAACGUUGUCGUACCCCACUUCGGAUACAGAAAUACGGCGAAAAGUUGAUAACUACCUGAUAACUGGCUACGAAGUUCUCUUGUUCACGGACGGCACGGAGUGCACGGGCUCCAUAGCAUCGGGGGGGUUAAUGCGGAACCACAUAACCCUUAACUUCGCUGUGAGUGGUAUAACGAUGUUGUCCUACGAGUUCUGGCUGUAUGGCGUUCCCGGACCGGCGAGGGUUGGGGGUGGGAAGGCCCACCAGAAUUAUAACCUCAUGUGUUGA
Molecule: messenger RNA, 396 nt
Organism: Cydia splendana
Lineage: Eukaryota; Metazoa; Arthropoda; Insecta; Lepidoptera; Tortricidae
Exons: 4
Coding region: 1-396 (131 amino acids)
Source: RefSeq, a predicted model, not a curated record